UUGAAGUGAAUUUGUAUUCUUAUUCGGGCAAUAAAUUUACAUCAAAUUUAAUAGCAAGUUGCAUAAUAGUCGUCAAAAACGGAAAAGUCCGAAGUUGAAGGAAAUUUGACGAAAAAUUCAACGAAACUUUUGUAAACUGUUGCUAAAGCAAACUAUGCUAUUAGGGUAGAUUAUGACAACUUGUUCAGCAAAACUGGCUAUCUUUUGAAGUUCAAUUUGACAUAGUGUUGCCUGGAAAUUGCAGUCAACUUUACGUGAAAUUAUAGCUUUCUAUUAACUUACAGUUAUCAAGGCAAUGUCUCAUUACUGCUCAUUACUAAAACACUUGAGGUCGAUCUCAUACUGUUGACAAAGUAUCUCUAUUCCGUUUCAUGCGCGUACAAUCAUAACCUUAAUUGAUUGCUUAAGUUAAUGUCAUAUGUACAUAGUACAUAAUUAUCGCGUCUUGUAACAUAUUUGCAUAUUGAUAUAAAUAAUGAUCUUUCAUGGUUGAUAGUUUUGUCAUGAACUUUUUUUUACAUUAAAUGAAUUGAAAAGAACCAGUUGCUACCAUGAAUCCUUCCGAGCCCAUAAGUACCGAAGUCUUGAGUUCUAAGAUGAAAGAUGUUAUAGACGUUCUGGCCAUGCAGCGUGAAAAAAGAAACGCAUUACAAAAAAGCGUCACGAUUGAUUAUACAAUUUCAAAUGAUAGCUUUGCAAUUUCACGAUUUAUAUACGAAUGUGGUAUUAAGCUAGAUGCUCAUCCACUGACCAUUGCUACUGCUUCAACAUUGUUUCACAGAUUUUUGAGAGAGGUCACUCCACAAUCAUAUGAUCUAUACCUAAUGGCAACGACAUGUUUGUACCUUGCGGGGAAAAUAAAAGACGAUGGAUUGAAAAUAAGGGAUGUAAUGAAUGUAUCAUCAAAUACUCUUCACAGAGGAUCCCAACCUUUAGAACUUGGUGAUCAGUAUUGGAGUAUACGUGAUGCUAUUAUUCAAGCUGAAUUGCUGAUUAUGAGAACGUUAAAAUUCCAAGUCGUAUUCGUUCAUCCUCAUAAGUACCUACUUCAUUAUUUGCGCUCCCUUCAAGCUUGGUUCGGAGAAGAUGAGUGGUCCAAAUAUCCUGUUGCAAAGACAAGUUUAGCAUUAUUACAAGAUUUUCAUCAUUCACCUGCAAUUUUAGAUUACCCCCCAAACUGCAUUGCCCUAGCUUGUAUUAAUUUGACAUUGCAAGUGUAUGGAGUGGUAGUACCGUUGAUGGAUGAAUGCGACCAACUCCCAUGGUUUAAUGUGUUUUGCAAGGAACUAACGAGGGAAAAACUAUGGGAGAUUAUGGAAAAGGUCAUGUCAACUUAUGAUCCUGAACCUGAAACUCAAGACAGUUGUUAAGUCAUUAUUUAUUAUCCGACAAUGUGUUCUUACUAAUGUAUAAAUAAAGAAAAGUUUUUCACGAUGA
Messenger RNA from Microplitis demolitor, 1437 nucleotides. RefSeq names its product cyclin-Q (gene koko). Gene Ontology annotation, cellular component: nucleus. Lineage: Eukaryota; Metazoa; Arthropoda; Insecta; Hymenoptera; Braconidae. The record is from RefSeq and is a predicted model, not a curated record. Bases 552 to 1370 code for a protein of 272 amino acids. Gene Ontology annotation, molecular function: cyclin-dependent protein serine/threonine kinase regulator activity. The transcript is spliced from 6 exons. Gene Ontology annotation, biological process: regulation of transcription by RNA polymerase II.